AUGAUGCCAAAUAUAGAUUUAUUAGAAAAAGAAUUAGAGACCCUCAAUACACGUGAAAAAAAACUUAAUGAUGAAUUAUCAAUUUUACUUUCAAAUCAAGAUUCAUUUGAGAGACAAAUGGCUUCAAUUAAAAAUCUAGUGCCAGCCUUACAAAUAAUAACACAAGAUGCACAUAAUUUAUCGAAUACAAUUUCAUUUACGGCAGAAUUAGCUGAUAAUAUUAGUGGAAAAGUUCGAGAACUUGAUGUGACAAAAAGUCGUGUUGUUGCUUGUUUACAACGAGCGAAAGACAUCAUUGAUUUAAAGAAAUGUACGGAUGGUGUUAAAAAAGCUCUAGAAGACGAAGAAUAUGAAGAAGCAGCUGCUCACAUUCAUCGGUAUUUAAAUAUUGAUCCAGCAUCACUUCAAUUAAGUAGUGAUCCAGCUGAAGGAAGUAGUCUUCAUCAAGCAUUACUUUCUCUUGAAGAUGCAGAGAAAAAGUUAAAAGCCAUUGUAAAUGUUAAGUUUGAUCAAGCUGUUGAAAUAGGACAUUUACCAGAAGCAAUGCGUUUUUUCAAAAUAUUUCCACUUUUAAAUUUACAUCAAAUUGGUUUAGAAAAAUUUUGUAAACAUCUCUGUUUACAAAUAAAUGAUCAUGGAGACAAAGAACUUAAAAAGACUUUAGAUAUACCAUUUAAUAAUAAACGUUAUCCAGUUAUAUUUUCGGAUUAUUUAACUAAUUUAUUUGAAUAUACUGCUGAAAUUGUGGAAACUUAUCAACCACUUGUUGAAACUUAUUAUGGGCAUGGAAAAUUAUUUAAUUUUGUUUCAAUGCUACAAUCGGCUUGUGAUACACAAGUUGGACGUGGCAUAAAUUCUUUUAAAUCUCAACGCCAAUUUGAUACAAUAUUUCGUCGUAUUCAACAGUCUGUUUUAACACAAAAAUCUCUUUCAACAACCUCAAAUAGUUUAACGCAAACUGAUUUAUCAUCAACUGAUAAACUUGAUCCACGCGAAUUAGAUGAUUUCUUAGCUGAAAUAACAUUAAUCAAUGCAAGUUGUGAAUUAUAUUUACGUUUUAUUCGUCGACGUUUAAAUUCUGAUUGUGAAGCUGCAUAUCCGUUAGUGGAUGAAAUGAAAACAGAUGCUUGUUUAAAUCAAUUAAAAGAAAUUGACAGAUUUAUUAAUCAUUCAGGUUUAAGUCGAAUUUUACAUGAAUUCAUAAAUCAAUAUAUUACUAUUGAGGAUUAUUUUAUGCGUGAAAGUAUUUAUAAAGCUAUUUUAAUUGAUUCACCCAACAUGGUCGAUGAUGUAUUUUUUAUUCUUCGAAAAUGUCUCAAACGAACAAUAUCCAGUUCAAAUGUCGAAGGUAUAUGUGCAAUGUUAAAUCAUGCUGUUAGUAUAAUUGAUACGACCUAUCGUGAACAAUUACAUAUUCGAUUAAAAUCUGGUUAUCCAUCAGGAUUUGAUUUAUCACAAGCAUAUACAGUUAUUCAAUCAAGCAUUCAAUUAGGUAAAUUACAAGGAAGUGAUAUUGAAAAAUUAAAACAGAUAUUUUUAACAACAUUCAAUAAUGUUGAAAUAACAUAUGGAAACUUACAUACGCUUAAAAGUUUACUUGAUGAAGAAUUGAAAAAAUUUUUAUCGUUAAAUGAACAUAAUAAAACAAAAUUAGAUACUUGUUUAAAUGAAAUUCAUUCUGCUGCGAAUCGUUUCAAAGAUUUAAUUGAAUUUGCUUGUCAACAAUUAUGUGCAAGUGCAAUUAAACCUCGAAUUAAAGUACUUAUGGAUGUCUAUGUUACUAUUAAUCAUAAAUUAUCUGAAGAUGAAUUUUCUCAAUUUGAAGCUAAUGAUCCAUUCCUACAAAAUUUUAUAGUACAAAUUGAUGCUUUAUUCAUUCCAUUUAAAAGCAUACUGAGUACUGGAAAUUAUGAUCGCUUAAUAGCUGCAUCUACUAGUGAAAUUGUUACCAUUUGGGAAAAAGUUCUGAUUAAAUGUGGAUUUAAUCGGUACGGUGGUCUUCAAUUUGAUAAAGAAGUUCGAGGGCUAAUGACAUAUUUAACAAAUGCUACUAGUCUUCCUAUUCGUGAUAAGUUUCAACGCUUGACACAAAUUGCUACAUUACUCUGUCUUGAAAAAUUGAAAGAAAUUAAUGAUUACUGGGAUCCAACAUCAAGUAAAAUAACUUGGCGUUUAAUUCCAUCUGAAGUUCGACAAAUUCUUAGUCUAAGAACGGAUUUUCGUAGUGAUGACAUUCGAGCAUUGAAAUUGUAA
This is a messenger RNA of Rotaria socialis, 2253 nucleotides long. NCBI's taxonomy places the organism in Eukaryota, Metazoa, Rotifera, Eurotatoria, Philodinida, Philodinidae. The record is from the annotation of a GenBank genome assembly.